UUUUUUUUUUCCUUUCUUUCCUUGUUUCUUUCUUUCUUUGUUUCUUUCUUUCUUUUAAAAAAAAAGUUUCAGCAACAGUGGAUAUCUAUACAUCUCCCGGCAUGCUCGGUCCUAGUCCUGGCCAAGCCCCAACGCCUGCAAUGACACUCCCUCCUCUUCGGGAGUUGGACAGGGCUCUCGGACCUGAAUCAGAUCAGGCCUGCAUCAGCAUUCACCACUCUGCAACUCCUCCUCAACCUCGUUCGCAAUCAUCCGAUCCUCAUCUUCAUCAGCACUUCCAUCAACAACGCCCCCACUCAUCUUCAUACUCCCAACGAGAACAGGAACAGUACCACCAACAACAACAGCAACAACCACCAUUCUCUUCAUCCCCGCAAGGUUAUCAGCCUCAUGACCAACUCAGUCGUUAUUCUUCUACAGCCUCAUUACCAGACUUGUACAUGAGCUCGCCUUCUGCCCCACCAUCUACUACCACCAGUUCAAGUCUUUCCAGAGUCGAUUCUAUCUCUACCAUGGACUAUCUUCAAAACAAUGCCCAGAGCAAUCGCCAUCGCUCCUCCAUCGGCGCUUCUUCUACUCAGUCACAGCCCUCUACUUUGCAAGGUCAACAACCGCAACAACAGCAAUCACAACAACAGCAGCAAAAUGAUGCUGAUCCAAAGAAUAACAAUAAUAGUAACAAUAGUAAUAACGGUAAUGGUACCUCAGGAACAGGCACUGGCGCAAAAGAAAACGGUGCUGGGAAAACAGAACAAGGUCGGAAUUCAAGCAAACGUGCUGCUCAAAAUCGUGCUGCCCAAAGAGCUUUCCGACAACGUAAAGAUCUCUAUGUUAGAGAGUUGGAGCGAAAGGCUGAACUGCUGCAGGCGGCAGAGACACAGCUCAUGACGUUAGCAGCCCGUAAUCGAGAAUUGGAGGCCAUGGUUGCUGCUCAUCAGCAGCAACAGCAGCAGACACCCUCUUCUUCUUCUCCUCUUCCCUCACCACUUCCUCAGCAAGAGGGCCCUGGAGCAUCCCUCGGCCGAGGUGAGCGCGAAUGGGAUCGGGAACGAGAAUGGGCUCGAGAACGGUCCUUCGAGAGUGGUGGUCCUCCCUAUGAUCAUUUCCAUUCCUCACGUCCUGCUCUUGGCCGUCAUUCCUCUGCCCAGCAUCUGCGACAGGCCUAUCAUGCAUCCUCCCCUCCAUUGUCGAAUGGCUCUUCCAAACACCUGUCUCUGAACAGCAAAUUAUCAUCACAAUUUCAUCAUCAGCGUCCCGAGUCUGACCAAGAAAUGGAGAUUCAGGGGCGUCCCCAUCGUCAUCUCCAUCGUCAUCCUUCCGAAUCCUGUUUGAACUUGAGCCGGCCAGGUUCGUUUGCCAACCCAAUGGACAGCAAGGAGGAGGAUUAUGGUCAUCGAACACAUAGCUUCCGAGGAUCUAUGGACUCCCGUGAUAUGGCCUCCCCCUCUUCCAGUAACAAAUCCCCAUUAUCAAUCUCCUCAGCACCUUAUUCCUCCUCUGGACCACAUGAUUCCCCAGCGCAUCAUUAUCCAAGCUCGCCUCUCUCGCCAACGCAUGACCGGACAUCGCUCUAUACCUCAAGAGACGCGUCACGACCUACAGGCCAUGGCGGCUCUGGAUCAAUGUCUUCACCUACAGGUAGCACAGGACCUGCGGAUGGACCUUUUGGUGGCAAUGGCACCCCUUCCUCCUCUGCAAUGAAUUAUGAUUUAAACAAGAAGCGUCCUAGUGAUGGAACUGUCAACUGGUCAUCGGGCUCUCCAUCGUCUGAACUGUACAGGAAUGUCCAAGCUGCCGAUCCUUAUUCACAUCCUUAUCACCAUGCAGUCAAGAAACAAUCCAGCUGGAGCUCACUUUCUGAACAGCGUAGGCUCCAUGCCAUCAAGAAACAACCCAGUUGGGGCUCCAUCUCGGAGCAUCGUCAGCACUGGCGAACCAAGACUGAGAGCCCAGAGUUGUCUACAGCAGAGACUCGAUUCGGAGGCAGCGCGCCUUCCUUACCAAGGAUUCCAUCCCAGUUUUCACAACGGCCUCCUCCUCCACAACAACAACAGGGGUUCGAACGUGAUUCAUAUCCACCUUCUUCACCGGCUAUGGGACCCACUAAUAACAAUAAUUCACAAGCACCACCACCACCACCACCACUUUCUUCUUCAGCCUCAUCCUCCACUGGAGCAUUCCCCUAUUCACCCACAAUCCAACAUUCACGACAGCCUUCUGAUUAUUAUAAUAAUCAUGCACGAUCCCAUCGUGAUGCGUCCCAUGGACCAUCCGAUAUGGAGAUUGUUCAAGAAGGAGGAAACGGCGGUACCAAUGGUGGUUACUCUCGUCCAGGAGGUUAUGAGACAAAUGAUCCAUAUGAUGUUGAAAGAGAGGAGAGGUAUAAUGGUCGACCAGAAGUCACUACCGGCUAUGCUACUCGCAUGGGAUCACCUUGAGUUUUUUUAUACUUGCUUUUUUUGACUUUUGAC
Molecule: messenger RNA, 2471 nt
Organism: Lobosporangium transversale
Lineage: Eukaryota; Fungi; Mortierellomycota; Mortierellomycetes; Mortierellales; Mortierellaceae
Exons: 3
Coding region: 102-2438 (778 amino acids)
Biological process (GO): regulation of DNA-templated transcription
Molecular function (GO): DNA-binding transcription factor activity
Source: RefSeq, a predicted model, not a curated record